AUGGAGUUAAAGAAAGUGCAGCAUGUGAUCGAUGCUUUGUUAGACACUCCGCCGUCACACCCAUCACCUCAGCAGAAGAACACAGCUACAUUGAAAACAUCUCAAUCAACCUCGUCAAGCAGCCGAUCUGACCAACCCACACCACCUGGAACCACCCGAACACGGCCAGUCGACCAGAACCCCCCAACCACGCAGCCGUCAGCAUCCCUCACUCCCAACACAGGUAGCAUCAGAUACCACUCGAGCACCUCGACAACCUCCUCCAGCCCCCUACCAGAACUUCCAACCCAUGCAAGCACGAAACCGUCAACAUCCGGGUUCGCUACCGAACCCGUCAGGCCCACCACUCACUCAGCAACGUUACCAGCAGACAACUGCCCCACCACCCGAUCAGCACCGCCGCAACUUCCCCAACUUCCCUUUCUACCGAAAUGCCCAAUCCCAGCCCCCAUCCACUCCUUUCAACCAACAAUACCGAAACCAGUACCCUCCCAUCAAUUCACAGCAACUAUCACACAGUAUGUUGAACCAGGAACCUCCAAGAGACUACAUUUAUGA
Strongylocentrotus purpuratus (purple sea urchin) is the source of this 558-nucleotide messenger RNA. Its product is annotated as leucine-rich repeat extensin-like protein 5. Lineage: Eukaryota; Metazoa; Echinodermata; Echinoidea; Camarodonta; Strongylocentrotidae. The transcript has a single exon. The coding region runs from base 1 to 558 and encodes 185 amino acids. The record is from RefSeq and is a predicted model, not a curated record.